This is a messenger RNA of Gracilinanus agilis (Agile Gracile Mouse Opossum), 2589 nucleotides long. RefSeq names its product vomeronasal type-2 receptor 26-like. The transcript has 6 exons. Gene Ontology annotation, biological process: G protein-coupled receptor signaling pathway. Gene Ontology annotation, cellular component: membrane. The record is from RefSeq and is a predicted model, not a curated record. NCBI's taxonomy places the organism in Eukaryota, Metazoa, Chordata, Mammalia, Didelphimorphia, Didelphidae. Gene Ontology annotation, molecular function: G protein-coupled receptor activity. The coding region runs from base 1 to 2589 and encodes 862 amino acids.
AUGGGUUUUGGUGAACUGGGGCUAUUUUUCCCUGGAAUAUUUUUGAUCCUGAUUUUUCAGUUUUCUUUUCCUGAAUAUCAGCUUGGAGAACAUCCUUGUUACUUAAAAAGAGAUUACAGCCAUACGUAUAGAAAGGAAGGAGACAUAGUGAUAGGGGCCUUCCUCUCACUGUUUCUGAAGACAGAAAUGGAAAUUGACAAGGAAUCUUUCAAAUGUUCUGCAAACGGGAAAUAUGCAAAUACAAAGGUCAUGCUCAAACAUUACCAACAUUUUCUCACUGUCCAAUUUGCUGUGGAUCAGAUCAACAAGGACCCCCAUUUGCUGCCCAACGUGACUCUGGGAUAUCAGUUGCUCAAUAACUUCCAUCAUAAUCAAUUGGCUGUGGAGAGCUCUUUGAUAUGGUUGUCAGGGAAGGGUCCAACCAUCCCUAACUAUAGCUGUGACAGGCAGCAGAAAUCAGUGGCUGUCAUUGGGGGGAUGUCAUCUACACUGUCCAUGGCCAUGGCCACUUUGUUAGGACUAUAUAAAGUCCCACAGCUCAGCUAUGGCUCAUUUGAUCUUCUCCUGUCUGAUGAGGUCGAGUAUCCAUAUGUCUAUCAAAUGGGCAGCAGGGAAUCCACUCUGCACCAGGCAGCAGUCCAACUGAUGCUACAUUUUGGCUGGACUUGGUUGGGUUUGGUUAUUUCAGAUGACAUGAGAGGAGAACAAUUCUUCAGGAAUCUGAAAGAGGAGAUGGACAGGAAUGGUAUGUGUCUGGCUUUUACUGAAAGAAUUCCUCAAAACUUUAACCAAGGAAAUGAAUACUUCAAACUCAUGUCUAGAAUCCUUGGGUCCUCAUCCAAUGUGAUUUUCAUCUAUGGAAAUACUGACUCCCUUAAUGAACUUUCUGAAUUAUUGAUUUAUUUUGCAUUGUAUGGGAAGAUGUUGGUGAUGACUUCUUCCUGGGAUUUUUCUGCAGAUUCUAAUAAUGAAAUGAUGAGCAAUUUUCAUGGUACAUUGAUAUUUUCUCAAUUUGAGAGGGAGAUUCCAGGUUUCAAAGAUUUUCUAAGAAGUGUGCAUCCUCGUGCAAACCCUGAGGACAUUUUCCUGAAGUCUUUCUGGGAGGUGGUCUUUAAUUGUAUACUUUCAGAAAUAAGUCCGGUAGAUAUGGUGUAUUGGUCAUGCCCUGAAAGUUUAUCCUUUGCAAAAGUACCACCUCUUUAUUUGGACAACAUUAUAAUGGAAAAGAGUUCUAAUAUCUACAAUGGAGUUUAUUUAUUGGCUCAUGCUCUCCACCAAAUGCUUCAGACUGAGGCAAAUGAUCUAUCAGAACCUGCAGCAAACCCACUUAUUUCUUGGAAGCUCCACAACUUCCUGAAGUGUGUUAAUCCUGUCAAUGAGAUCAAAGAUGAGUUAUGUGGGGAUGGAACCUCGAUGACUGCUGAGACAUAUGAUAUCCUGAAUUUUAAAUCAUUACCUGGUUAUUAUUGGACUCAGGUGAAAGUUGGAGAAGUGAUUCCUCAUAAAAAAGAGUUAAGCAUUAAUGAAGAGGACAUAGAUUGGCCAGAAGAUUUCCCUCAGAUUCCAAGUUCUACAUGCAGUGUGACCUGUGGCCCUGGCUUCAGGAAACAAUCUCUUGAAGGUCAGCCCAUCUGCUGCUUUGAAUGUACCCUAUGUCCUGAUGGGAAGAUUUCCAAUAAAACAAAUGCAGAACAAUGUAUACAAUGUCCUGAUGAUCAGUAUCCAAGUGAGGAGAAAGAUAGAUGCUUGCUUAAGACAGUGACUUAUCUGGCUUAUGAAGAGACUCUGGGAAUGAUUCUGGCCUCUGCAGCUCUCUGCUUCUCCAUUCUCACAACCUUUGUCCUUGGAGUGUUUGUGAUGCACAGAGACACCCCCAUAGUUAAAGCCAAUAAUCGCAGUCUUAGCUACAUUCUGCUCACCUCUCUCACCCUUUGUUUCCUUUCUUCCUUACUCUUCAUUGGACAUCCAACCCCAGCCAUCUGCCUCUUAAGACAAACCACAUUUGCCAUUGUGUUCACAGUGGCUAUUGCUUCCAUCUUAGCCAAAACCAUCACUGUGGUUCUGGCCUUUAGGGCCACUAAGCCAGGUAGCAAGCUCAGGAGGUGGUUGGGAGCAUCAGUAUCUUAUUUCCUCAUUUUUAUUUGUACCCUUAUCCAGAUGUGCCUCUGUGGCAUCUGGCUGGGAACAUAUCCCCCAUUCCUUGAGAUGGAUCCAUACUCUGAGGCUUCCUUCAUUGUCAUUCAGUGUAAUGAGGGCUCACUUGUUUCCUUCUACUGUGUUCUUGGCUACAUGGGCUUCCUGGCCUUGGUUAGCUUUACAUUGGCUUUCCUGGCCAGGAAUCUACCAGAUACUUUCAAUGAAGCCAAGCACCUGACAUUCAGCAUGCUGGUGUUUUGCAGUGUCUGGAUUUCCUUCUUGCCCACAUAUCAGAGCACCAAAGGGAAGGCCAUGGUGGCCAUGGAGAUCUUUUCCAUCCUGGUCUCCAGUGCUGGGAUUCUCACCUGUAUCUUUGUUCCCAAAUGCUAUGUGAUCCUCCUGAGGGCAGACAGAAAUACCCUGGAGAAAUGGAAAAACAAAGCUAAUGUCUAA